GCAAGCGUUUGCAUCGCGCACAGUUUAACUACAGCCAGAGAGUCAAGUAAGAGAGCUCCUGUCUGGCAUUGAGAAGCCACACAAAGGAUAAACACACAAGGAAUUCGAUAGUCCUCGCUGCGUCUUGUUUACCGGAAAGCCGGCGCCAUUGUGUCGCCAAACCGUCUACGUGCCUUGUAGAGAUAUUUGUAGCUAGCAUUCCAGCGCCCAGAAAUCUAAUACCAAACCGCAACUAUGUCAGCGCCCAUUAAGUUUAUAAUUGCUGGCUUCUGCCUGCUGGCCACCGCCUACAAUAUCCGAGCACACGAACAUCAGCAUUUGCAGUGCUGGCACUGCAGCUCGAGCACCAUUGGCUCGGAGGACUUUUGCGAUGUGACAUUCCAGGAGGAUAACAUACCCACGGAGCUGAUCAAGGAGCGCAAUAUAAAUCUGUUGCGCAGCUGCAACAGCUCCAUUAACUCGGAUCACGAGCGCGCCGUUUGCCGCAAAACCGUCGAGGAGUACGAUGGCAAAAUCGUCACCAAACGCUUUUGCUACUACACCAACAAAUCGGAUCCCGUGGAGCUGUGCAAUGUGACAACCCCGGAGAAGAAUGUGCGCCGAAUAUUCUGCGAGGAUUGCCUGACUGAUCGCUGCAAUGGCGCCGCCGGCCUCGCAGCCAUCUUUGCGGCCAUUCUGUUGCCGGCUAUGGCCCUGGCCGACCAGUUGGCCAACUAAGAUGGCCACGUCGCCUCGAUCGUAUCUCUAUUUUUAGUUGGAACGUGAUAUUUUAUUUAGCUAGUCCCACAGCUGAGCCAUUCGCUGAUUAACAUUAAUACUUUACUUAGUUUAGUUAUAGGCGUAUUAUACUUUCGUAGUCCCUCGUAAACCCCAUUUUAUUUAAGGUUUUAAUCUACAAUUAUUUGAUUCAUUUAGUGAAUUACUUUAGGGUGCAUUUCAUGAUUUGCUUAAAUCGAUUUUAACUUAACACUCAGAUAAAUAAAUAGCU
Molecule: messenger RNA, 988 nt
Organism: Drosophila navojoa
Lineage: Eukaryota; Metazoa; Arthropoda; Insecta; Diptera; Drosophilidae
Gene: twit
Product: target of wit
Source: RefSeq, a predicted model, not a curated record